Messenger RNA from Jatropha curcas, 1281 nucleotides. Its product is annotated as cytochrome P450 family protein. Lineage: Eukaryota; Viridiplantae; Streptophyta; Magnoliopsida; Malpighiales; Euphorbiaceae. The record is from RefSeq and is a predicted model, not a curated record.
GAUUUUGCCACGUUGGUGUAUCUGCCAUUCAAUCCCUGCGAACUGAAAGCAGGUCUCAAUCGUCGCGGGUAGUUUCCCAUCCUUCCAGAGAGAGACGUCUCAACAAGGUGCUUGAAAAGCAGAUCUUCUGCACAAAAUUGGUUGGUUCAACUGUAAACCAAGUGAUGACAGCAAUAGCUAAAUCUCCUUCCACACUAUCAAACAUUUUGGUGCAUCGAGUGCAUCCCAAGAGCCUGAAGUUGUUUAAAUCCUCAAGUACAGACUGUAUAGGUGGCUUCCCUAAAAUCCGUACUAAUUAUACUCUUGUUUGCUGCACAAAAUUAACUCCAUGGGAAUCUUCACCUGUUACGUAUGCUCCACCUGAUGAUUCUGCUGGUAGCUUUUUAAAGAAAACCAGUGACAUAUUUGAAACUAUGAAUUCCGAUGACAGAACUGAAGCACCAGUAGCCAACAGCGAAGAGCAUGCAGAUACAAAGAAUCAGCCAUUCAUGAAAUUUCAGUUUCUUAAAUGGCCUAUGUGGCUUCUGGGUCCUUCUCUUCUUCUAACCACGGGCAUGGUUCCCACACUAUGGCUACCGCUAUCUUCUAUAUUUCUAGGACCCAAUAUGGCCAGCCUGCUUUCCUUGAUCGGACUAGAUUGCAUCUUCAAUCUUGGUGCUACCCUUUUUCUUCUCAUGGCUGAUUCUUGUUCUCGGCCGAAAAACUUGGUACAAGCCAGCAAUAGCAAGCCUCCUUUCAGUUACAAGUUGUGGAACAUGGUUGCAUCUAUCUCUGGUUUUAUCUUUCCUCUGAUCUUGCUGUUGGGAUCCCAUAAUGGCACUCUCCAGCCCCAGCUGCCUUUCAUCUCAUUUACAGUUCUAUUGGGUCCCUACCUCCUGCUUCUCUCCGUACAGAUUCUGACUGAGAUGCUAACUUGGCAUUGGCAGUCACCAGUAUGGCUGGUGACCCCCGUUGUAUACGAGGGAUAUCGUGUGUUACAACUGAUGAGGGGGUUGAAGCUUGCAGCUGAGCUCAGUGCACCAACAUGGAUGAUGCAUAUGAUUAGGGGACUUGUAUGUUGGUGGAUCCUGAUUCUUGGUAUUCAAUUAAUGAGAGUUGCUUGGUUUGCUGGUUUCACUGCUCGAACUCACCAACAACACUCUUCUGUUCCUGCUGAUAAUAAAUAAAUUAUUCAUUGUUGCCAAAGGCUAUGGAAGAACAAUGGCCUUGAAGAUUCUGUUAUCAAAUAAUAUAUGUAGAUUAUAAGAUUCCUGCGUAAUCAUUCUAUUUUGUUAAAAUGAA